Molecule: messenger RNA, 498 nt
Organism: Enterobius vermicularis (human pinworm)
Lineage: Eukaryota; Metazoa; Nematoda; Chromadorea; Rhabditida; Oxyuridae
Source: the annotation of a GenBank genome assembly
AUGGGUGCUUCACUGUCAUCACCAUUAAAAACUCGACAAUCAAACGGUUUUUGUCAGCAGUUGUUCAAUGUUCCUGAGCCAUUACCGGUUUACAAUACGGGUAAUUUAAGUAAUCGAAAACAUCAGUCGGUGUUUGCAGCUGGUUGGAAUUGGUCUAAGAAAGCCACUCAACAGCUACAAAGCCAAAGUACCAAAAAAGCACGUGAAGUAAUGUCCAAAUCGGUCAGCUCAUUUUUGCUGCAUAAUAAAAGCCGUGAUGAAAAUAAUACAGAUAUACCUCUAUCAAGAUUAUCAGUUAUCUUGGAUAAAAAUCAAAAUUAUAAAAUGUAUGAUCCAAGCGAUGCAGUUAGUACAAUUAAUCGUACCAAUUCAUUUGACUGCGAUAAAACUACUGUAAUUGCCAAUUAUUACUGUAUUCAAGAGGAAAAAUUGAAAAACUUCAAAUACAACAAACAGGUACAUUACCAAAUUGUCUUAACUUUCAUGUAUUACAUUUGA